Messenger RNA from Corythoichthys intestinalis (scribbled pipefish), 2061 nucleotides. It is a transcript of the gene dnajc25, whose product is annotated as DnaJ (Hsp40) homolog, subfamily C, member 25. The transcript has 5 exons. Gene Ontology annotation, biological process: protein folding. The record is from RefSeq and is a predicted model, not a curated record. Gene Ontology annotation, cellular component: endoplasmic reticulum membrane. Bases 178 to 1329 code for a protein of 383 amino acids. NCBI's taxonomy places the organism in Eukaryota, Metazoa, Chordata, Actinopteri, Syngnathiformes, Syngnathidae.
UCGGGAUAGUGAACCUACAGCGGCGGCACAGGGUACUAAGAGAGGCGGGCUGCUGCCAGACUCUCUUGCGCCAUAGCGGUCCCCCGACUCAAGAUGGCCUCUAACUACUUAUGCCGCAUACAGUAGUCCACUUUUAUAUAACUAGCCUUGUAAAUGUGAUAUCUAUGGUUCUCCCCGAUGCGAGCCGUGGUGCGUCUUGAUGACGUAGUUGGUGACCACACGCUCUUGCGGGCACCCGUAGCCACGGAGAUGGCUACUGUAACGGAGGGCUGUAGUGGAAAUGGUGGCGGGUCUACGGUGCAGUCCUGGUUGUUGUUCUCUGUCUUAAUGUUGGCCACGUCCCCGCUGCCAGUAGCCUGGGCGCUGGUGGAGGGUCUCUACUGCGGAACGGAGGUCUGCUAUGACGUUUUGGGAGUUACACGAGAGGCCUCCAAGGCAGAGAUUGCUCGGGCGUACCGGCAGCUUGCACGCCGCUACCAUCCGGACCGCUUCAGGCCUGGCGAUCAGGGUUCGGAGGGAGAGACUCUGGAGUCUUUCCAGCAAAAGUUUUUGCUCGUUGCCACCGCCUACGAGACGUUGAAGGAUGAGGACAGCCGUAGGGAUUAUGACUACAUGUUAGACCACCCUGAGGAGUACUACCAGCACUACUACACCUACUACCGUAGACGGCUUACCCCCAAAGUGGACGUCAGGAUAGUAAUCCUCGUCACCAUAUGUGCCAUCUCUAUCUUCCAGUAUUACAGUUGGCACAGCAGCUACAACGAGGCCAUCAACUGCCUGGCGAAUGUCCCUAAAUACCGCAUCCAGGCCACCAUUAUAGCCAAGGAGCAGGGCCUCCUGAACCGCACCAAGGAGAAGGGCAAGAACCGGCGCUCCAAAGAAGAGAUACGGGAACAGGAGGAGGAAGUGAUUCGUGACAUUAUCAAAACAAAGAUCGACAUCAAAGGUGGCUACCAGAAACCCAACCUGUCGGACAUCCUGCUGUGUCAAAUACUGCUGUUCCCCUGUUACUUGAUAAGCUACGUGGCCUGGUAUGUUUCCUGGGUAUACCACUUCACCAUCUGCAGAGAGGAGUACGGCGACCAGGAGAAGCUUUACAUCAUCAGGAGAUACAUGAAGAUAUCUCAGUCUCAAUUUGAUAGUAUGGAUGAACUCACCAGGCAGUCCUUCUUGGAAAAACAGCUCUGGAUUAAAGAAAACUACGAGCUGUACAAAGCAGAGCAGGAAGAAGAGAUGAAGGCGAAAAUGGCAACCGACCCAAAGAUGAAAAGGUACAGACGCUGGAGGAAAAACGAAGGACCCGGACGGUUAACCUUCAUCGACGAUUGACAGCCAAAGUUGUGACCUGCGCACGUGCCUCAAUGCCAAGUACAUACAUGGAUCACAUGCAAGUGACAUGUUUGGACAUACAUGCAGAACUGCUAUUUUUGUAAGAAAUAUUUUCAUAGAAAGAGGACAACUAAGCGGAAUAAACUGCCAGCUGCAGAGGAAAUGUUUACAUUCUCUUUCACUACAAUUAAUUUAAGUGUUUGUCAAGUGUUUCAUUCGUUGGAUUAUUUUUAUUGUUCAAAGCACACAUCAGGUUUCUUGGCGUGACCCAAAUAUAGAAAAAAACGGUGUGUCAUGUUUUUUCAUGUGGCUGUUUUCGCAAAGUUGCUCAAAACAUACUUUAGGCCAGGAAGCACCAGGCUAAACCUUCCAAAAAUGUGUCAGGACUUUGUCUUCGCCUUAAACAUGUCAGAAAUAAUUUACUUUGAUAUUCAAAAAAUAUGUUCAGGUCUGAUGCUUUUUACAAAAAUUCAGUUGCUCACAGAAUAACCUUUAGACCAAACAAGCAUGCAUUGGAACUCUUGGUAUGGCCCAAACAUACCACUAACCUCGACAAAAGGACACUUUUUUUAAAGGGUAUUUUGUGACAUUUUUUGUGGUCGGAGCUUAUGCCCUUUUUUAAAAAAAAAUAAUAAAUAAACAAUCAAAGUUGCUCAAAAAGAACAUUCAGGUGAGCUCGGGGAAGACAUCCAAGCAUGCAUCAGAAGACUACAGUCCAGAUAUGUUUAAAAA